AUGGCUUUAAUGGAGCCCUUUUGCAGAAGAUCAAAAAUCGAUAAAUUCAAAAGAUGGUUAGGAUAUCAUUUUGCCUAUUCCAACUGUAAUAACAAGAUUUGGAUUUUUUGUGAUCAAAUUUAUGGUUGCACCAUUAUUCAAGACACUGAGCAGCAAGUUACUUGUACCAUCAAUGCCCAUGGGGAUAGCAUUAUCAUCACUGCUAUCUAUGCUAAAUGCAAAAUAUAUUUGAGAGAACCACUAUGGGAUGAUCUUAGACAUAUGGCCAAUAACAUUAACAUUCCUUGGUUGAGAGGAGGGGACUUCAACUGUGUGCUAGAUGCAAGUGAAAAGAAAGGGGGAAACACUCACAAAAUGUCUAAAAGUAUGCCGCCUAUAAACUGCAUUAUUGAUUGUUCUCUGAUAGAUCCGGGUUAUAUUGGUUCUACCUUCACAUGGUGUAAUGGAAGAGGAUCAACACAAAGAAUGUGGGAGAGGUUAGAUAGAGCCUUCAUAAAUUAUGAAUGGUCUCAAAAAUUUAUCAACACCACUAUUACACAUCUUAUCAGAACUAGUUCUGACCAUUCUCCCCUUUUUAUCACCAUUGAGAACACUCAACAGAAUCACAAGAAGUACUUUAAAUUUUUAAAUCUUUGGGUGAAUGAAACAGGAUUUCUUGAUGUGGUAAAGCAUGCUUGGAAUAUAGAUAUUGAGGGAUCCUCCCUAUGGAGAUUCCAUCUUAAGCUCAAACACACCUACAAACAACUCUCUUGGUGGUCCAAAAACUGA
Lycium ferocissimum is the source of this 768-nucleotide messenger RNA. RefSeq lists its product as uncharacterized. NCBI's taxonomy places the organism in Eukaryota, Viridiplantae, Streptophyta, Magnoliopsida, Solanales, Solanaceae. The record is from RefSeq and is a predicted model, not a curated record. The coding region runs from base 1 to 768 and encodes 255 amino acids. The transcript has a single exon.